UAGCUAUUCAAUGAUUCAGUGAAUAUCAAAAUAAUAUCAGGUUUUCCAAUUUCCAGUUGUGAAUUAUUGUGAUCAAAUAAAUAAUUUUUAUUUGCCUUAAUUGUUUUUUGUGACUUGAGAGCAUUUGUCAUUGUGUAUUUAUAGAAUAAAGGCUUUAGAAGAACGAAUUCUUGAUUCAAUUACUAAUUAGGACAUUCGCCGUGCAAGAUGACUACAACAGCGAAUGAAAAUUCCGAGGAAAGACGACGACGGGUUUUAUUGGGGCCUCUCCCAGAUAGUUUCUUGAGAACAGACUCUGGGCCAGAUACACUGGAUGCAGACUACCAAGCAGCGCUGGCGCUGCAACAACAGCUAUGUGGUGCCGCGCAACCAACAGGAGGCCCACCCCUUACAGCAAGACUCAGUGUCACAAUAGUGCAGGCCAAAUUAGUAAAGAACUACGGUCUGACCCGUAUGGAUCCGUAUGUCCGCGUCAGAGUCGGGCAUUGUAUAUACGAGACCCAGACUGACCCCAGCGGUGGUAAGACUCCGAAGUGGAACAAAAUUAUACAUUGUCUUCUUCCGCCAGGAGUGAACUCCGUCUACUUGGAGAUAUUCGACGAGUGCUCGUUCACCAUGGACGAACUGAUAGCGUGGACCCACAUCACCAUACCGACUGCUGUUCUAAAUGGCGAGACCCACGAGGACUGGUAUCCGUUGAACGGCAAACAGGGCGACGGCGUGGAAGGAAUGAUCAAUCUGGUUCUCAGCUAUUCGGUUGGUCCGGCUACUGUGGCACCGUUCCAACCAAUGCUAGUAGUACCCAGCACCGGCAUGGGGUACGCCGCUAUGCCGGUGUACCCUCAGCCACAACAGUACCCUAUGGCGCAGCCACAACAGUACCCUAUGGCGCAACCACAACAGUACCCUCACCCACAACAGCAGCCUCCACAGCUUACUGAAGAACAACUCCAACAGAUCCAAGAAAUGUUCCCGAGUAUCGACAAGGACGUGAUAAAGUCUGUUGCCGAAGCGAACCGCGGCAACAAAGAGGCCACCAUCAACUCUCUACUGCAAAUGUCUGAAUAGAAGACUAUUAAUAUUUAGAUGGAGCGUUGCUUGUUAGCUGUAUGUAAUCAAUAAGGUUUUGCUAGCCAAGCAUAAUACGUUGUAAAGACGCCUUUCAUGUGAAUUAACAAUAACGGGCUAUAAAGAAAUAUUUUUGGUAGUUUCAAGCGACAUCAUUACGAAAAAUUUCGCAAUCAUGAUUCAUAAAUCUUCAAAAUUUAUAGUCUAUAAUAUACCUAAGUCGUGGAAACCUUGACGUUUAAUAUUAGAUAAUAUUGGAGAUGUGUUAAAAUUUGCUAGUUUUGUACUAGCAAUAGAAAUUCUAUGUUUUAUCAAUCUUGUAUAGUGCCUAGAGUAUUUAUGUAACCAUUAACCUCUAAUAUGUCUACGGCGCGCCCGCAGAAGCCUUCUGAUGAGCUGUUUUGGCGCUAAACCCGGCGGUACCACUUGAAAAAUGAUACCCACUUGUGUUUAUAAUACUCGAGGUCUCGUUAUUCGGUUCAUGUUACGGGUUGCUAUUUUAGCUUCGUUAUUGUAUCGCCGCUCGUAGAGAGGGUAUGGGAGCUUCAGCCGGUUUUUUAUAUAGGUAUAUAGCAACACAUUGCUCCAUCUAUUCGCUACCUGAUCUGUGUUACCCGUGUAUACAUGCAACACACGCCUUAAACAAAAAUAUUAUGUAUUUAAUAAAAAAUGAAAGAUAUAUAUUGAUGCAGUUUGCUUAGCAAUAGCUAUAAUUUUAUUAUUACUAAAAUUUAUAAGAUAAUAUUCAACUACGUUAGUAUCGAUGGAAUUUUUUUAUAUUAUUAUUAUUCUUACCCAUGUUUCCCGGCCUGUGCUUAACAACAGCUACGUGCCCCGUACCACAAGACGUCGCAAUAAUUAAGCGACAGUCGUCAAUCAAAUUUUUGAUAAUAUUCAUUAACUCUCUCCAGAUAGUCUAAAUAGAAAACAUGAAAAUUGAAUCGAUAAACCAAACCUUCAUACUACGAUGUGUUUUUAUUUAAUAUAAUAAUUAAUUAUCCUUCUUAUUGAUUACUAAACAAUGCCUUAAAACGAAUACUGUAUAGAUUAGCGAUGCCGUUUGCUUAGUUAUAGCAAGAAUUUUGAUAAUAUUAAUGUUUAAAAGAUUAUAUCCAGCUGUAUACUUAUAGGUAUAUUAAUAAAUAGCAAAAAUUAAAAUAAUUUGCACUAUAUUCUAUCCAACAUUCCAGUUAACGUAAAUACAUUAAUUAUAAUUCUCAUCACAUUAAUUGUCUAUAUCAAAUUAUAAUGUAUUCAUUUCUUAUUUGUGAUAUUAAAAUGUAAUAUUAUGUCGAAUUUUAAUUCAAGCUUUUUAUCAAUGAAUUUGUGCCAAAUAAUGGCAUGUGUUUUAUUGGAUUUGUAUUUAAUUGUAUUAUAAGUAUACUUUGUGUUAUAUUUUGUUUAUGAAUAAAUUAUUGAAAAUA
Messenger RNA from Leptidea sinapis, 2492 nucleotides. RefSeq names its product toll-interacting protein-like. Gene Ontology annotation, biological process: ubiquitin-dependent protein catabolic process. The record is from RefSeq and is a predicted model, not a curated record. The transcript is spliced from 8 exons. Gene Ontology annotation, cellular component: cytoplasm. Lineage: Eukaryota; Metazoa; Arthropoda; Insecta; Lepidoptera; Pieridae. Gene Ontology annotation, molecular function: ubiquitin binding; ubiquitin conjugating enzyme binding. The coding region runs from base 208 to 1068 and encodes 286 amino acids.